CAUGUUUUUGUAACAUCCUUGACGUCCAAUUUUGCAUUGGUGCGUGUGUGUGUUUCUCGUGUGGUUCGUAUUUCAAUUUUGCGGAAAAAAGAAGACGAUCCGGGCUAUUCGUUACUGCUUAAGCCGGUCGAGGUCAGCCGCACCAGUCCCUGAUCGGCACCGCCCGAGUCGUCACCCCGCCGCAGCGCGGGACAGCAGCCAGCGGCGGCGGCGCGUGCCAUGCUGACGCUGCCUCGCCGUCCGAACCGGCCUCGGAUCGCGGUGGGCUCGUCUGCGCGCCUCUCGCAGCUCCACCUGGGCUCGUCGCAGCUGGGCCUGAACGCGCUGCAGUGUGACGCCAGCGACGGCGUCAUCUGCGGCCGCGCCGCGCUGCAGCGCCGACUCCGCGGUCAGAGUCGGAAGCUGAGUCUGCCUGUGAUGAGUCGGACCGAGGCAGCCAGUAUCGAGAUCGGCGGAGGUCUGGCUCAGUUCGGCGGCGCCGCGGCCGACCCCGGCUCGGACGAUGAUCAGGACGGGCCGGCGCGCUUCACUAUUGGCUCACCGCUGCACUUCCGGCGGCGCACGCAGCCGUCCGUCUCCCCCGCCCCCGCCCCCGCCCCCGCCGGCGGCGGUGACAGCCCACCGGCCGCCGGGGCGGAGGGCGGAACCGCCGCCGCCGCCGAGGGGGCGGAGGGCGGAGCCCCGGCGGAAGACGCGGAGGGCGGAGCCCCGGCGGAAGACGCGGAGUGUGGUGCGACAACAGGAGAGGAACCAGAGGCAGAAGCGGCCCCCGAUACAGAUCCCGACCUCAAGAAGCGGGUGUUCGCCGGCAACCUGCCGUUCACCGCAUCCAAGUCAAGACUGUGGGACCUGUUUGAGCAGUUUGGCAAAGUAGCGAACGUGCACAUAGUGAAAGCUCCCCACAGUGGAAAAUCCAGAGGCUUUGGAUUUGUCACCUUCAGGGAGGAGGCUGGUGCCCAAAACGCGCUGGCCGCCGACGGCUCGCAGGCGCUGCACCUGCUGCGCCGGCAGAUCCGCGUGUCGCCGGCCGAGCCGCGCGCGCCGUCCGUUCGCAGCCGGGCCGGCCGGGGGGCGGCCGCUGGCGCGCGCCGCCCGUCGCCGCCCAGCGGGCCGUGCCUGGUGGACCGGCUGCCGGCCGAGCUGCUGCAGCUGGUGCUCUCCUACCUGCCGCUGCAGCAGCUGCUGGCCGUGCAGCGUGUGUCGCACCGGUGGCAGGACGCGGCGCGCGACCUGCUGCGGCGCCGCCAGCAGCUGGAUCUGCGCGCCGAGCCGCUGCUGGCCACCGCCACUACCGGCGACUUCACGCUCGGCCGGCUGACGGAUCGCACGCUGAGGUACCUGCUGCGACUGAUGCCGGCGCUGAGGGUCCUCCGCACCGGAGGCAACGUCCGCACCUGCUCCUACAAGGCGCUCGACAUUGUCGCAUCUCAUUGCAAAAAUCUGGUUGAAAUCGAUUUGGACGGGUUUUGUAUCAACGAGGAUUCUCUGAAGAAGCUGUGCAUAUCGUGUCCGUCGCUGGAGGAGGUGAAGCUGCCCAACCACUACCACUUCAGCGAGGCCAGCGUGUGGGUGUUGCUGCGCCACCUGCCGCUGCUGCGCACCCUGGAGCUCAACUCGAGUGACCGCGUGACGGGCCGCUGCUUCUCGCUGCUGCCGGCGGCGCUGCGGCGCCUCUCGGUGGCCGGCUGUACGGGCCUGCGCGCGGACUCACUGCGCCAGGUGGGCUCCCGAUGUCCGGAGCUGCGCCAGCUGGACGUCUCCUCGCUGCCCGAGGGUGCCGCCGCCGACCUGAGCGUCGCACUGGCCGGCUGCUCGCAGCUGGAGCGGCUCACCGCCCGCCGCAUGAUGGAGCCCAUCGAGCGGCACGUACCGGCGGCCGGUCUGCCGGCGCUGCGCCACCUGGACCUCGGCUCGGCAGUGGGAGUCACCGACAACACGCUGCGACAGCUGGCCGACCUGCUGCCCGGACUGACUACGCUCAACAUACAGGACUGUCCAUCGGUGACCGAGGACGGCCUGUUCCACCUGCGCCGCUGCAAGCACCUGCUGUCGCUGGACCUCAGCUACCUUCGCUGUGUCACGGACGCCGUGCUGGACCGGCUGCACGGCCUGCCUCUGAAACAGCUGCACCUGGCGGAGGGUUACCAGGGCGCGGCGGGCUUCACCGACCAGGGCGUCACACGACUGGUGGUGGCCUGCCAGUCGCUGACACUGCUCGACAUCAGCUGCGUGGAGGACCUGUCGCCCGAUCUGGUGGACCUCCUGUCUGAACAGCUGCCCGUCGCAAGGGACGUUACGCUCUACGUGGGAGGUACUAAUCUGGAGGAACUGCCGCCGCCGCAGCCGGGCCCGCUGACCCUGCGGGACGUCAACACAGUGCCGCCGCACAUGCGCGGCAUCAUUGACGAGCUGCAUCUCUUCGGUCCGGACGACUUCGACGAGUACGACUUUGAUUACGACUAUGACGGCAUUGACGAUAUCGAUCAGGACGACUUUGACGACUUCCACGAGUACUACUACGACUACGGCUAUGACGACUUUGAUAUGGACGAAGAUGGCCAUCUGAUCAUUCUCUGAUGGUUUGCGGCAAGGUGGAGGCGGUGACCGGUCAAGUAUUUGGCGUGUGGGCUGGGACAAUAGACGGGAAGGCUUGUCCUGUGGCCACCAGCCGGCCGGCCAGGCCUGGUCAGGACGCUCGUGCCUGGGAGUGCUGUCUCUGGACACCAGCCGGCCGGGUCAUGACGCCAGUGUUAGAGGGUGUCGUCUCUUAUGGCCCCACGGUGGCUCGCGCGCGGUCCGUCCGGGCGGGACAAACACCCGGGCCUCGACGCCCUCUGGUCGAACAGAGGAGCGGGCGCGUGGCAGCUCUGAACCAGUGAGGGACCGACGGCAACCGGUUCGUGAACGAAUCUGACCAGUGGGCUGCGCUUGAUGCCCUCUCCCAUCACGCGACCAGUGCGACCUCAGUGUGCCGGCGCCCUCCGAGGCCCGGCGCGCCGUCCCCGGAUCUCGUCAUCGGCACGCGGCCGGCGCGGCUGUCUCGUGCUUUCUUCACGCGCUAGUCGGGUAUGUGUGCUGCGCCGCGGAGUGGCGGGCCGUGUGGGAUGUGUGGUGUGGUUGAACUACUGGACUGCCUGCACGCCCGCUGCUAGAGUGCUGUCUACUAGACUAUAUCGCGCUGCUGCCGCGGUUGUGGAGCCUGUGUGACCCUUUGCGCGGAAAUCAAGAUUCAGCCGUUGUUUUGAGGAGUUUGUUGUUAGUUUCGGCUCUAGAAGCAGUGUCUGAGCCCAAAUAAAAUAAAGACAAGCUGUGCUGCUUA
Molecule: messenger RNA, 3319 nt
Organism: Amphibalanus amphitrite
Lineage: Eukaryota; Metazoa; Arthropoda; Thecostraca; Balanomorpha; Balanidae
Exons: 11
Coding region: 220-2577 (785 amino acids)
Biological process (GO): SCF-dependent proteasomal ubiquitin-dependent protein catabolic process
Cellular component (GO): SCF ubiquitin ligase complex
Molecular function (GO): RNA binding; protein binding
Source: RefSeq, a predicted model, not a curated record